UUGAUGUAAGUGUCAAAUUAACUUGCCAAAAUGACUUCUGAUGAUAUCGUUUCAAAAAAGUUAAAUUUUAAAUCGGUAAAAACAACACCACUACGAAGAUCAGUUUCCACCACUAGUUUGGGAUUUAUUCUUGGGACACAUCUGAACUUGAGAGAUACCAAGUCAUAUACAGGUGGAACAGAAGAUGCCAAAAGUGUGGGUUCUGAAGAAAACGAGGUGAAGAAUGACAAAAACGGCGAAAUCACCCCGAACAUGUUUUUACUAGAUGACAUUGAAACGGUGGACGCAGCCACAGACAAGAUCGUCAUGAUCAGAAUGAAUAUUUUGAAUGCAGGAAAUAAACAUUACUCUCUCAAAGACCUGGCUUAUCGUUGGAAAAAAGACUGUAGAAUAUGGUUGUGGAAAAAUAGUUCGGAAAUGAAAUUGAACAAAUCUGUUGGUGACAGGUACAGAGACCAAUUUACAAACCAAAGAUCAUAAAUAAAUAUUGUUAUAACGAUUUUGGUUGUACAAAAGAAUUUUUAAAAUUUUAAUCAAUGUAAAUAUAUUUUUACCUAUUUAUGAACAUUGUUACAUUUUGGAAUAUUUCUACUUACUUGUAGGCGAAUAAAUGAAUGUUGAAUAGA
Messenger RNA from Leptinotarsa decemlineata (Colorado potato beetle), 626 nucleotides. RefSeq lists its product as uncharacterized. NCBI's taxonomy places the organism in Eukaryota, Metazoa, Arthropoda, Insecta, Coleoptera, Chrysomelidae. The record is from RefSeq and is a predicted model, not a curated record.